AUGUCUACAAACCUAAGCAGCAUAACUGCCUCUGUUAUUUCUUGGUGGAGGAGAGAGAGCCCAACAACAGGAAGAGGUAGUAUCUUAGCCUCUAAUGCACAAGCAGCAGCAGCAGCAGCAGCUGCAGCAGAAGCUGCAGCAGCAGCAGCUAGUAGCCAACAGGAUACCGAUGAUGAAGAUGAACAGCAACAGCAACAGCAACAAAAACAACAGCAGCAGCAGCAAAAUCAACAGCAGCAGCAGCAGCAGCAAAUGAACAAUAACCAGCAAGAGACACAACACACAGGAAGAGAUGCUUUAGAUCGCGAUGUUCAAAGCUUUAAAUCAAGAUUACAAUCGGAGGGCUCGCGCAUGCGUUUGCAGCGCAUGCAGACAAGCAGCACAUAUUCCCUAACCCGCAGCAGCAGCAGAGGCAGCUGCAGCAGCAACAACAGCAGCAGCAGCAGCAGCAGCUGUGUUAGCGACAGCAGCAGCGGCACCUUUGCAGGGGAGACAGAGGACGACGCCUUUACUCACCUAAUGCAGCAGCAGCAGGAGCAGCAGCAGCAGCAGGAGCAGCAGCAGCAGCAGCAGCAGGAAGUGGAGAGACCAUUGGUCACUCUGGCUCAGGGAGACGAAAAGGAAAAUGCAACAGCAGCAGAGGCGAUUAACGAAGUAAAGGGGGAGCAGCGAAUGCCGCGACGUUAUGAUUUUCAAUUGCAG
Molecule: messenger RNA, 702 nt
Organism: Eimeria maxima
Lineage: Eukaryota; Apicomplexa; Conoidasida; Eucoccidiorida; Eimeriidae
Exons: 5
Source: RefSeq, a predicted model, not a curated record